UACACGUUAAUUUCACGAGCAGGCUGUUCCGUUGAUUCGGAUCAACCGGAACCCUCGUCGUCGUAACUGACGGAGUGCUUCCCCCAUCUGCAAUGAUGCCAAGUCGUGUGCCGGGAAACGGCCGCAGAGUAGAAUAUAAUAUCACAUCAUGUUGACGUUAAAGAAAUUUCUUCAUUUAGUCAUGCCUCUGAUAUUUUUAUUGACUUUCAUCAAUUAAAGGAAGACCAUAUAUUAAUAAGGCACAUUCAUCAACGCAUCAACUUCUUUGUAUAAAUGAAAUCUUCAACAAACGAUGGGAAAAUAUUUCUUCUGGACUCUGUAAUUAACAGAAACAUUUUUGUUUUCUUCACUGUCUGGAAUGUAGAGGAGAUCAUCAAUUCACAGAUUAAUUAAGCUUCGAGGAAUUAUUCUCUAAAAAUACUAUCCUUGUGAUAUGUAUGACAAUUUAUUCUCACAUAAUGAAUAAUUCCACUAAACCAAAAAUCCCUGAUAAAGGAGAGAAGCCAUAUCACUGUGAUGUCUGUGGAAAAUCAUUUUCUCAAAUUGCCAAUUUAACUAUUCACAAACAUAUUCAUACAGGAGAGAAGCCAUAUCACUGUGAUAUCUGUGGUAAAUCAUUCACUCACAGAAGUGCUGUAACUGUACAUAAACGUACUCAUACAGGUGAGAAACCAUAUCAAUGUGAUAUCUGUGGUAAAUCAUUCUCUCGCAGUUCAGACGUAACUAGACACAAAUGUACACGUGCUGGAGAAAAACCAUAUCACUGUGAUAUUUGUGGUAAAUCAUUUUCUCAAAAUGGCGAUUUAACUCAACACGAACGUACACAUACAGGAGAAAAAGGUACCUUGACUGAACACAAACGCACACAUAUGGGAGAAAGGCCUUAUCAUUGUGAUAUCUGUGGUAAAUCAUUCUCUAAACGUAAUGACUUGACUCGCCACAAACUUACACAUACAGGAGAAAAGCCAUAUCAUUGUGAUAUCUGUGGUAAAUCAUUCCCUCGAAGGAGUAACUUGACUGUACACAAUCGUACACAUACAGGAGAAAAGCCAUAUCAUUGUGAUAUCUGUGGUAAAUCAUUCUCUCAAAGAGGUACCUUGACUGAACACAAACGCACACAUACGGGAGAAAAGCCUUAUCAUUGUAAUAUCUGUGAUAAAUCAUUUUCGCAUAGGAGUAUUUUGACUAGACACAAACGUACACAUACAGGAAAAAAGCUAUAUAAUUGUGAUAUCUGUGAUAAAUCAUUCUCGCACUUAACUGUAAAUGAAUACAUUCCUACAGAAGAGAAGCCAGGUCAGAGUGACAUCUGUGCUAAACCAUUCUCUUGA
Messenger RNA from Octopus sinensis (East Asian common octopus), 1331 nucleotides. Its product is annotated as zinc finger protein 2 homolog. NCBI's taxonomy places the organism in Eukaryota, Metazoa, Mollusca, Cephalopoda, Octopoda, Octopodidae. The transcript has 6 exons. Gene Ontology annotation, cellular component: nucleus. The record is from RefSeq and is a predicted model, not a curated record. Bases 438 to 1331 code for a protein of 297 amino acids.